AUGGGAGCUUCAAAUUCAAAAGGAGAUGCUGUUUAAGCUUUUGAGAAAAUGCCUGUUGAAGAAAAAUUAAAGUUUAUACUAAUUGCUGUUGUGAUAAAAAUGCAUAAAAAAGAUAUUGAAAAGUUAGAAAAAAUUGAGAAAGAAUCUGCUGAAUUAUUUAUUUUAAUGCUGCUUCUUGCUACUAUUGAUAAAUAUAUGGAUGCUAUAGUAUUAGGAGAUUUAAUUAUUUUAAAAUAAUAAUUUAUUCCUGUUUAUCUCUUAAAAUCAAUAUGCUAUCUUAAAUUAUAAAUGAUAGAAAAUGCUGAAAAAUGUUUAUUAGAAGCUUAAAAGGUAAAGCCAAACUGUACAAGAGUAUUCUAUUUAUCAAGUAAGACUAUUUUUAAAUUAGCUAAAAUUUGUUUGAUUAAAGAAGAUUAUCCUGGAGCUUUAAAAAAUUUAUGUGAAAUUGAGAAAAAAAAGCCUGGACCUAAUGUCGAUUAUUCAUUUGGUUUAAUUUUUUAUUUAUUAAAGGUAUUGUUUAUUAAAAAAUGAAUGUACACAGAUAAGCAAUUUAGUAUUUCGAGAAAGCUCAUACUGCUUUAUAAAAGAAAAAAUAUUUUAUUGCUAAAAGUAUUUAUCAAUUUAUAAAAUCAGUGGAAUCUUUUGUAGCUUUAGAAAAUUACGAUGAGGCUUUGGAAUGUUGUGAUAUAGCAAUUUCUUUAAAACCAGGCAAGAAAGAAUUGUAUGAGAGAAAAGGUUAAUAAUCUUAUUAUUUUUAGCUAACUUAUUAAAACUUCUUGGGAAUGAAGAAGAAUCUGAGAAGGUUAGAAUACUGGGUUUACACUAAGAUGAAAAUUACACUUUAAAAAUAUUUGAAGAAAGUAUGCGAAUUUUUAAUAAAUUUAGAAAGAAAAUUAGAUGAACACCGAAGUUAAUUAAUUUAAAAAUAAUCAAAAAUUAAGUUAAAAUCUGAAAUUAAGUAAACUUAAUCAUAAAUCAUACUAAAUAAAUAAAAUUAACAAAUUGUUUUUUAUUUGGAUGCCCUUUAUUUUACCUUUACUUAUUUUUGUGCUUUAUAUUAUAAUCCAUCUUUAGAUUGCACUAAUUUAAUAGCAAAAUACUUAUCAACAUAAGAAAGAAUUAAAUCAUUAAAUUUUACAGAUAUGGUCAGAAUUACAAUCUAAAGCUGUUAUCCAGAUUUAAAAGAUCUAGAUAUAUCUAAGAUUAGUGAUAGAUUAAAAAUAUGGUAUGAAAAAAAAAUAAAAAAUCAAAAUGAAGAUUCUAUGAUGUUUUCGAAUUUAUUUAAUAUUUUUAAAAAUUUAACAAACACAUAUGUGAGAUAAAUAUUAAUUGAGAGAUUAAAUGAAGACUUUCAUAAGAGUUUUGAAAGACAAAAUAAAAAUAAGGAUUUUUACACAUACAUAACAGCAAUAUGUCAAUAAUUUGAACAGUAGGGAUAUACAAUUUAUAGAUGUAAAAAUAGUAGUUUAAUAUUUAGAACCUGGUAGUGUACUUGGAUUAGAGCACGCAAUAUUAAUUUUAGGAUUUAUGAUAAAAUUUAUAGCAUUAGCAGAUGAUAAAGAAGAUUUUGAAGUUCUUAUUUAUAGAGGUAUAAAGUAGGGAGAUUUUUCUUAAUAUUAAUAAUCAUAAAGUAAAUUAAAAUCUAAAACAUAAAAUAUAACUAAAACUGAUGAAGAAGAUUAAGCUCUUUAAAAUUUGUCUGAUUCAUAGAAAUAAAUGUUGGAAAGUGGCUAAAUUUAUAAUUCAGCUUUUCUAUCCAAAUUUGGGUGAGAGACAUACA
Paramecium sonneborni is the source of this 1780-nucleotide messenger RNA. NCBI's taxonomy places the organism in Eukaryota, Ciliophora, Oligohymenophorea, Peniculida, Parameciidae. The record is from the annotation of a GenBank genome assembly.